Molecule: messenger RNA, 2283 nt
Organism: Sordaria macrospora k-hell
Lineage: Eukaryota; Fungi; Ascomycota; Sordariomycetes; Sordariales; Sordariaceae
Source: RefSeq, a predicted model, not a curated record
AUGAGACCUAUCUCAACAAUAAGACUCGGUCUCGUCGCCGGCCUCUUGACAACUGCUGCUGAGGCUGGUCCUCUCAGGAGUCGUGAAGUACGGAGGCAGGCGGCGUGGAAGAGGCACGAUGGGGAGGACCACUCUACGGCGCCAGCAGGGACAGGAGGAGUAGGCGGUGAUGGAUCAACAACGAUUGUGGUGUCUUACACGGUACCAGGGUUUAACACGGCGCCGAUGCCAGGGUUUAUUGGAAUCACGACGGAGUUCCCGAGUGACUUUGGAAAGUCUUCGACAUCGACGGGGGCGGCUGCGGCUAGCAGUGAUCCUGCUCUGAUGCCCGGGGGAGCGUUCGUGACAGUGUCUGGAUCCGCUAGCUCAUCGUCAGCGGCAGCAACAUCAUCCGCCCCGGCUAUCACCAGCAACAUCCUCAACAACCUCCCAACCGCCGUCACCGGCGCCCUCCCCUCCGCCACCACCACCGUCUCCCCCGAGAUCUACGCCAAGAACCUCGCCGACGCUCGCCGCUACAACGAGCAGUUCUCCGGCCUCACCAAGGACACCACCUGCAUCUCUGGUCAGGCUGCGUGCGUGGAGGGUGGUCGUGCCUACUGCAACGCCCAGGGCAAGUUCAACGUUGCAAAGUGCGCCGACAGUGGCAAGAAGUGCUUCGUCAUGCCCAUGACUACCGUCCAGGGUGUGGUGAUUGAUUGCUACGAGCCGGAUGAGGCGGCCAAGGUUUUGGCGCCUCUUGCUGCUCCUAUUGGUGGUGAAAAUGGAGGUGGAGGAAGCGAGACUGAGGUUACGUCAACUAUCCUGGUUACGAAGAGUGCUGGUACGGUUACUAUGACGGUGCCUGCCUCCUCCGGAGCGAUUAGUAGCAGCAGUGCUGGUGCUGGUGCUGGUUCAGAGGUGAUCGUUACGAGCACGGUCCAAGUUACGGAGUCUGCCGGCACGGUAACCAUGACGGUACCAGCCUCCUCCGGAGCGGUCGGCAGCAGCAGUUCACUGUCGGAGGUGACCAUCACGUCUACCGCCCAGGUUACUCAGAGCGCGGGCCCGGUGACGGUCACUGUUACCGUUGUUGCUCCUCCUCCCGCAUCGUCGAGUGCGGUUGCUGUUGAACCUAUCACCACUUCUGCUACGUCCUCGUCGGUCAUUGUCUCCCUACCACCCACAACGAGUUCAACCACUGCGUCCUCGUCAAGCGUCAUCGCGGUUCAACCUCCCGUCUCUUUGUCCGCUCCGGUCUCCUCGUCUUUGGCAUCGGCAAGCCUACCUCCCGCAACCACUACUGACAGCAGGACAUUCAUCACGGUGACUGCUGUUGUUACGGAUGGCGGGAGCACUUAUCCGAUUACCUUCACCAUGGAUCCCAGCUCGGCUCAUCCUACGGUUGUAUCGUCUGUGUCUGUGUCUUCUUCAGCAUCAUCUACUUCUCUUGCGUUAUCUUCCGCCAGCAGCAUCGAGCUUGUCUCAAGCAGCAUUCCUUCGUCGACCAGCAUUGUUGCGGACAUCACUAGCAGCAUCUCAGUCUCAGUCCCAUCGUCGGCCCCUGCUUCAGUUACCACCAGCAGCGCACUCAUCACCACGAGCAGCGCCCCCGCUAUCACUUCCAGCAUCAGCGAGCCAAUCACCACCAGCGCCCCGGUUGCUUCCAGCACCACAAGCGACGACGACCCCCUCGAAAUCAUCCCCGUUACCGACGGCCUGACAGACCUGGUCUCUUAUGGCAAUCCUGUUGAGCCUACAGAAGUUCCCACUGUCAACGUCAAGAAUAUCAAACUCGCUGCCGGUCCUGCCGCCGCCGAGAUCACUUCCGCUCCUUCUGCUUCUGCUGCCACCGCCGCUGCUGCUGCAGAUGACAGCGAAGAAGCGAAAUACUGGGCUACAGUCGACCGCAUCUUCAAGCCUGCCAAGUACGCUAACCACGACACAUUGAACGGGAAUAACGUCAAGUUGGCGGCAGCAGCAGCUGCUGCCCCUUCCGAAUCAGCAGUGACCGUUUCCGUCUCUGUCACCGUCACCGAGACGCAGACAGCCACGGCCACAGCCACAGAGUCCAAAUUUCAGACAGUCACUGCUACCAUUAUGGGCGAGCCUGUCAAGGAGACUACUACGGUCACGGCGACAGAAACAAAGAAAGAGACGGUUACCGAGACCAAGAAGGAAACGGUCAGAGUGACGGAUACGUUGAUUCACAAUGAGACUGCUACUGUCACAGAGACGCAGACGCAGACGGUCAAGGAGACGGUGACGGUGGAUGGACGACCGGCGAUCGCUACCGCUGCGUGA